Sarcophilus harrisii (Tasmanian devil) is the source of this 7698-nucleotide messenger RNA. RefSeq names its product MAM domain containing glycosylphosphatidylinositol anchor 2 (gene MDGA2). Gene Ontology annotation, molecular function: protein binding. The record is from RefSeq and is a predicted model, not a curated record. The transcript has 18 exons. NCBI's taxonomy places the organism in Eukaryota, Metazoa, Chordata, Mammalia, Dasyuromorphia, Dasyuridae. Gene Ontology annotation, biological process: homophilic cell-cell adhesion. Gene Ontology annotation, cellular component: plasma membrane.
UUGUGGGAUCGAGUGAAAGACGAGGGGGAGGUUGGGGGUGAUGUGUAGUUAGUGUGUGUGCGUGUCCGCGUGUGUGUGUGUGCGCGCUUGCCUUUGUGUGUGUGUGUGUGUGUGUGUGUGUGUGUGCUUACGCGCGCGCGCGCGCGCGCACGCGAGAGAUUCUUGCGUUCCGCCAGCUACAGCCAGAGAAGGACGUCUGCCUUUCCCUCUUUAUCUGAGCAGCUUCAGGCAGCUGGAGGCUUCUCCUCAACGGAAUUUGAGAGCUCUGGGCCUGUGGAGGUUCCGCCGUGUUUUUCUGGGUUGGAUAUGUUCAUGUUCACGUGAAGAUGGAUUUAAUUUACAGUCUCCUGUGGAUGCUGACAGUUCUCCUGGAGGAGAUCUUUGGCCAAGGAGUGUAUGCUCCUCCCACUGUGCGUAUUGUGCACUCAGGCUUGGCAUGUAAUAUUGAGGAGGAACGUUAUUCAGAGAGAGUCUACACUAUCCGAGAGGGAGAAACUUUGGAACUGACUUGCCUGGUGACAGGCCAUCCACGGCCACAGAUCAGGUGGACCAAAACAGCAGGAAGUGCCUCUGACAGAUUUCAAGAUUCAAGUGUCUUCAAUGAGACUUUGAGGAUUUCAAAUAUUCAGAGACACCAAGGAGGCCGAUACUACUGUAAAGCAGAAAAUGGCUUGGGAUCCCCAGCAAUAAAGUCAAUUAGAGUGGAUGUGUAUUAUUUGGAUGAUCCAGUAGUAACUGUUCAUCAAAGUAUUGGUGAAGCUAAAGAACAAUUUUACUAUGAGAGGACGGUGUUCCUUCGAUGUGUUGCCAAUUCCAAUCCACCUGUUCGGUAUAGCUGGAGACGUGGCCAGGAAGUCUUACUGCAAGGAUCUGAUAAAGGAGUUGAAAUUUAUGAGCCCUUCUUUACUCAGUCUCCCUAUCUUCUGUAUUUCUAGGGUGAAACAAAAAUCUUAAAGCUAAAGAAUCUUCGACCUCAGGACUAUGCUAAUUACAGCUGUAUUGCUUCAGUGAGGAGUGUAUGUAAUAUUCCUGAUAAGAUGGUGUCGUUUAAACUCUCCAAUAAAACAGCUUCUCCAUCAAUUAAACUCUUGGUCGAUGAUCCCAUAGUUGUAAAUCCUGGAGAGGCGAUAACUUUAGUAUGUGUUACAACAGGAGGUGAACCUACCCCUACCCUUACAUGGGUGAGAUCCUUUGGAAUUCUUCCUGAAAAGACUGUGCUAAAUGGAGGAACUUUAACAAUUCCUGCCAUCAUAUCAGAUGAUGCUGGUACUUAUAGCUGUGUUGCCAACAACAAUGUGGGAAAUCCAGCCAAAAAAUCCAUUAACAUCAUAGUGAGAGCAUUAAAAAAAGGACGGUUUUGGAUUACACCGGAUCCUUAUCACAAAGAUGACACCAUCCAGAUUGGACGUGAGGUGAAAAUAUCUUGCCAAGUAGAAGCUAUUCCUUCUGAGGAGUUAACUUUUAGUUGGUUUAAAAAUGGACGUCCCUUAAGAAGUUCUGAGCGGAUGGUUAUAACACAGACUGAUCCUGAUGUUUCCCCUGGAACGACAAACUUGGACAUCAUUGAUUUGAAAUUUACUGACUUUGGAACAUACACAUGUGUAGCAUCCCUAAAAGGAGGAGGCAUAUCAGAUAUAAGUAUUGAUGUUAACAUAUCCAGCAGCACAGUUCCACCCAAUUUGACUGUUCCUCAGGAAAAAUCACCUUUGGUAACCAGAGAAGGGGAUACCAUAGAACUACAGUGCCAAGUAACUGGAAAACCUAAACCCAUUAUCCUCUGGACUAGAGCGGACAAAGAAGUUGCUAUGCCAGAUGGGUCAAUGCAAAUGGAAAGUUAUGAUGGAACACUGAGAAUUGUGAAUGUGUCCAGAGAGAUGUCAGGAAUGUACAGAUGUCAGACUAGCCAGUACAAUGGAUUUAAUGUAACACCAAGGGAAGCAUUGGUACAGCUCAUUGUACAAUAUCCUCCUGCUGUGGAACCACCAUUCCUGGAAAUAAGACAAGGACAAGAUAGAAGUGUCACAAUGAGUUGCAGAGUACUGAGAGCCUAUCCUAUCCGGGUGCUGACCUAUGAGUGGCGCCUAGGCAAUAAGUUAUUACGGAUGGGUCAAUUUGAUUCACAAGAGUACACAGAGUACACACUGAAGGAUCUAUCCAAUGAAAACUAUGGUAUUUACAAUUGUAACAUUAUAAAUGAAGCUGGAGCUGGAAGAUGCAGCUAUCUUGUUACAGGCAAGGCUUAUGCUCCCGAAUUCUAUUAUGACACCUAUAAUCCUGUGUGGCAAAACAGACAUCGAGUAUAUUCCUAUAGUCUACAGUGGACUCAAAUGAAUCCUGAUGCCGUGGACCGCAUUGUUGCUUAUCGCUUGGGUAUAAGGCAGGCUGGACAGCAACGUUGGUGGGAGCAGGAGAUUAAAAUAAGUGGGAACAUACAAAAAGGAGAACUCAUUACCUAUAAUCUGACUGAGUUGAUAAAGCCAGAGUCCUAUGAAGUUCGUCUGACUCCUCUUACCAAAUUUGGUGAGGGAGAUUCAACCAUUCGUAUCAUCAAAUAUAGUGCUCCUGUAAAUCCUCAUUUGCGUGAGUUUCACUGUGGAUUUGAAGAUGGUAACAUUUGUUUGUUCACUCAAGAUGAUACAGAUAAUUUUGACUGGACAAAGCAAAGUACUGCAACUAGAAAUACAAAGUAUACCCCCAAUACUGGGCCUAAUGCAGAUCGCACUGGAUCCAAAGAAGGUUAUUAUAUGUAUAUUGAGACCUCUCGGCCCAGAUUAGAAGGAGAAAAAGCCAGAUUACUAAGUCCUGUUUUCAGCAUAGCCCCCAAAAAUCCUUAUGGAGCCACAAAUACUGCAUAUUGUUUCAGCUUCUUUUAUCACAUGUAUGGACAACAUAUAGGUGUUUUAAAUGUUUAUCUACGUUUAAAAGGCCAAACUACAAUAGAAAAUCCAUUAUGGUCUUCAAGUGGAAAUAAAGGACAGCACUGGAAUGAGGCCCAUGUUAAUAUAUACCCAAUAACUUCAUUUCAGCUCAUCUUUGAAGGUAUUCGAGGUCCUGGCAUAGAAGGUGAUAUUGCCAUUGAUGAUGUAUCAAUUUCAGAAGGAGAAUGUGCAAAACAAGAUCUAACUACAAAAAAUUCAGUUGAUGGUGCUGGUGGCAUUUUAGUACAUAUAUGGCUUUUCCCAGCUGUCGUCCUCAUCUCUAUCUUAAAUCCUCGAAGGUGACCUUAUCCUGGCAGAGGCUAUAAAAGAUUCACCAAGCACUGACAUGAAGAAAGAGUCUUUGUAAAUGGACAUUUAAAAACAAACUACCAAAGAUUCCUCCACUGACUACAGACUCCAAAACAAAACAAAUAGCACUGGGGAUAAAAAAAUAAAAAAAUAAAUAAAAAAAAAAAACAUCAUGGGAGCAUAACUUAUUCCAAACUACAUAUGAAAGGUGAUCUUGACAUGAAUAAAGAAGAGACCUACCUUCAGGGGCUCUCCUGGCUAAUAAUACAGUUUCAUCUGGUUAAACUCUGGGAAAAAAGAGCUAUAGAAAGAAAUCCUUGUCAAAGCACAAAGUUAUGACUGGUUUUGUUUCAAAAGAAUAGUUUGCUUGUUACCUUGGAAACAUAAUGGCCUGCCAACAAAAACCUCACAGUAAACAGGGUAUGUGAAGAGCUGGCAUUUAUUUUCCCUUCAAGAAGGUUUUCAGUAGAGAAUUACCUAAAUGUAGGCCCUUUUGCCUUUGGCUGUUACUUUUUCUUGAAAAUAAUCCUAACUCAGAGCUUUUAAAGACAUUCAUGUCCUCUCCCCAUCCUUUUUCCCCCACCCCCAUGGCUAAGCUAGAUAACUGUAUGGUGUCUCUUUUUGCAUGCAUUAUUAUCCAGGAUAUGAAACCUGGGCUUACAUGUUACACAGGCUUAUCAGAAUUUGCUUGCGGCCACUUGAACAUCCCAACUAAGUCAUCUGUUCUAAUGAAGAAACCAAACCACUAUCUUUUAUAAAAAUUGCCAUGGAAACCAAGUGCCUUCAAUGAAACAAGCCUGAAAAUUUUUCAACACAGAAGCUUGCACUGCUAAGUGUGGUUUGUGUAAAACUUUUAUAAACAAACUACAGAGGCUAAAUGUAAUUAGAGGCAAGAAAACAAAGCCAGUUCUGGAGAAGGAAGAACCUAAGUUGCUUCGUAAGCCCUUUCAGAUGAGAUAUUUGUUUAACCAACUAGACAGCCAUGGCCUUUCAGCUUAUUAUCCAUUAGAAAAUAGCUUCCACUGAUACUGGACAUGGGAACAACACUCCCCACCCUCCCUUUAUUAAGUGGAUCAAUCAGAGCAAAAAAAAUUGUCAUUUAGAGAAUUAGGUGGUAAAAUACAAAAGUGAUUUCAUUAAUGUCCACUUGAAAUGAAGAUGGCCCUAAUUUUCAAAGUCCUAGUUUGUUGAUUGAGGGAAAAGGAAAGUGUUUGUGAUCACAGUAUAUAGAAACUCUACAGCAACAUUGAAACUGAAAAAAAAAUCUGUCUUUAUUUUAAUUCCUGAGGGUAAUAUGCCUCUGCCCUUUAGUCAGACUCUGUGAAGAUUGUGAAAUAGUAUUUUAUUAUUUUAUCAACAUUUAAAACAACACACAAAUACUUUUACAAAAAAAAAGAAAUCUGUAAAAAUGAUUUUGAGCUACCUGAGGACAAACCAUUACCUUUAACCAGCCAGUUUUCCUAUGUAUUGUAAAUUUCCCUUAUACUUAGUGGUUAUAAAAUUUGAUGACCUGUUUCCUUAAGUUAUUUCAGCUUUUAACUUCAUUUAAAAAGACUUUUGUCUAAAGAAGAAUAUUGUCAUCAUUAUUAUUGUUAUCAUUAAUAUAUAUUGAUAAUACCCCAGGGUUAAAAACUGAUUAUGCAAAUAAUUGGGAUAUACAUAUUAAGAUUUAACAUUUGAAAAUAUAAAUAUAAAAAGCACAACAAGAUGUAGUGGAACAAUGACAAGGCUUAAUAUUUCUUUCAAUUCUGUAGAAACGUUUGUGCAAAUUAAGUAAUUCUUCUGAAAUGAUCAUUUUACAGCUAUGUUCAAUAAAGCCUCUUUCCAGGUAAGGUAUGUUAAGAUGUAUGUGUGUUUGUAUGUAUAUUCACUUCUUCACCAAGCUAAUUCUUUUUUAUUCAAUAUAUUGUCAUUGGAUAUAUCUUUGCACUUCAUAUAACUUGAUGUUUAAAGACAAGAAUUUUAGAAAAAAUUUUUAAUGCUUUUGAAAAUGUCAGUUCUUUCUACGUGACAAAUUGAUAAAAUGCUUUUUCAGUGGUACUAUAUCUGGCAAAAAUGAUAUCUUACUUUAUACUCAUAUUUGACUAAGGAGAGAAUCAUUAUAAAUCUUUAACAAGUAUCUAAACUGAACUGUUAAAAAAAAUUGAAAUGUUAUAAAAAAAACAAUUUGACUCCUUUAAAUUGAAAUGAAAAUUAUUUUCUUUCCAUAUCAUUAAUCUACAUCAUUAAUGAUAGAUCCAUGCAUCUAAUUACUCUUUUAUAAUAGCAAUUAAAUAUCAUUUUCAUAUUGCUUUCCAUCCAAUGACUUCUUUUUUCCUUAGUUAAUUAAAUUGGCAAGAAAUCACUUUAUGACAGAUAUCAUGAGACUUAAAUAGACUACUUUUUUUUGACAGACAUUUCCCUUUAAUUUUAGCCAACAAAAUUGAUUUUAUUUAUUAAAAAACUUGUAGUAAUAAGAAUCUUUUCUUGGACCAUCAAAAAAGCCUUAUAAGGCAAUAAAAUUAUAAAAUUGGAGGUGGUACUUUUAAAAAUACACAUGUACCAAACAAAAUACCAGUAAAACAAAGAUAAUGUAGAAUAUGUCAGAGUACAGGGCCCUGAAUAUCUUAGCUAGACUAGAAACAAAUAAGAAUCUCCUUUCAAAUCAAAAUUAUAGUUUAAACACUUUAAAAGCAUAGAAAUAGGAAACAAGAAACAUUUUCUUGGAAAAUAACAGUAAGUAUACCCUCUUAAUAAUUUAACCUAUUCUUAUUUUUCUAAAUAACAAAGAUUUUAAUGUACAUGGUAUAGUUGAACUGACCAACAAGAUUAUGAUCCUUGGUGGUGAGAAAUAAUAUAUAAAAAGGUUAAAUUUUGUCUGAAGCAUUUUUAUUGUGUGAAAAGUCUUAACAGGGACUUUUGAGGCCAUAUCAUUAGGUUUCCUGGGUAUACGUUUAUAGCUGUAAUUUCUAUAUUUAGUUGUGGUGUUUAACUUGGAUAUAAUUUGAUAUAUAAUUAAUCUUUUUAAAGUGACAGAAAUGAAAUGAUAUCUAAUUUGGUUAUUGUUCAUCAAAAGGAAGCAAGUAAGAUAAAUACUGUAUGUAUAUGUGACUAUAUAUACAUAUAACAUUUUCAUUGACUAUGCUAUGUACUAGUGUCACUCACUAAUCUCUUUUCCUUUCUCUUCCUCUCUGGCCCUCCAAUCUAGACAUUUAACUCCAGUUUUUCUUUUCUUAUUUUUUAAAAUAUAUAUAUCUAUUUAGCCCUGUAUCCCUUCUUUCAUUAUGUCAUUUGCUAUCUAUUCUCAUAGCUAUUUAAAAAAAUAAACUGUGGCUCUUAUACUAUUGCAGCUAUAUGGUAUAUCAUAAAUGUAGUGUAAUAUAUCACAAAAAAUUAUUUUAAGACAAUUUGUUUGGGAUGUGCCACAAUAGCAUAAUACGCUAAAACUCUUAAGUUACUUCCCAUUGAUCAUUAAAUUGCCUUUAAAUGGCAAUGAGUUCUGAUGAUUAAAACCACUUGGGUUUGGAUUGCAAAUAAGCUAACAUUGCAUUAUAUAUUAGCAGUGUAAUAAGUCAUCCUAUGCCCAUUUUACAAUUUAACAAAAUCCAAAAUCUAAUGGUACUAGAUUUUCACCAACCAUACAUUUGGAUUUUAGAAGACAUAUUAUUGUCAUGUUUUAAUAAAUAAAAAAGUUUAACAUUUGAAAAACAGAAUUAAUUUAAUACCACAUUUAUGGAUUUGAAAAAUUUAUAUAGAUUUUAAAGAGUUUAAGUUUUAUUAUUGGUCCUUUAUAAUAAGAUAUUUGGAAGAAAUGGAGAAAAUCUGAUGUUCUCUUUUAUUUUAGUGAAUAUUUUUAGGUAUAUAUUCAUUAUCAUAUGUAUUUUUUUAACUGUGCCUUUUGAUAGUGUGAGGUAUCAUAGCACUUCAAGCCUAAGCAAGCUUAUCCCCAAAUCCAUUUGCCUAAUUGGCCAGCAAAUACACCUUUCAAAUUAUUUCACUUUGUACUAUAAAGCAAAGAGUUUACUCUGGUGCUGCUGGAUGACUGAAGUCAAUUAGUAAUUAAUUAAUUUAUUGUGAAAACAAAAAUAUAGAAGUUAUUUAACUCUUGCCUUUUUUCCCCUCCAGUGUUUCCUUUCUAACUGUCAACAAUUUAUGGGUUUUCAUGUGGUUAGUUUUUAAAAGUAUUGCCCAUAAUACUUCAAAUUUCAACUUAUAAGAAAAAAAAAAGCUAUGAUGUAAUAUGAGGAUUCUUCUCUAUCCCCCCAUUCCCACCCCAGGCAACAGAAGAUUCAACUGCAACAUCAGAUGUAAUAUUGGGAUAAAUUUCUGUAGGACUUAUAAGAAAGAUGGAAAUGCUAAUUACAUGGAAGUGGGGAGGGGAAAAAGAAUUCUAAAUCAUAAAUAAUUAUAUAGAAAAAUAGUGAAAGGAUGAAUAAUGAAAAAAUUAAAAUCCAUGAAUGUACUACAAAUUAAAUAGUAGAUUUUCCUACCA